This is a messenger RNA of Pollicipes pollicipes, 1145 nucleotides long. RefSeq names its product AP-1 complex subunit sigma-2 (gene AP-1sigma). Gene Ontology annotation, biological process: intracellular protein transport; vesicle-mediated transport. The transcript has 6 exons. Gene Ontology annotation, molecular function: clathrin-cargo adaptor activity. Gene Ontology annotation, cellular component: membrane coat; AP-1 adaptor complex. The coding region runs from base 140 to 610 and encodes 156 amino acids. Lineage: Eukaryota; Metazoa; Arthropoda; Thecostraca; Pollicipedomorpha; Pollicipedidae. The record is from RefSeq and is a predicted model, not a curated record.
CGCAGGCGGCGUGGAGGGGGUGGUCGCUGGCCGGGUUGUGUUUUAAGUGUUAGUCAUUUGAUUGAUAUUUUCCCAUAGUUUAUUAGAAGACUGGAAAAAGGGAGAGGAUUGUUUUGGAUUUAGCUUCAAACACUGCGCGAUGCACUUCAUGCUUUUGUUCAGCCGGCAAGGGAAGCUUCGGUUACAAAAAUGGUAUUGCGCCUACCCAGAGAAGCAGAAAAAGAAGACAACUCGUGAGCUUAUAGCCACAGUGCUUUCAAGAAAGGCUAAGAUGUGUAGCUUUCUUGAGUGGAAAGAUUUGAAGAUUGUGUACAAGAGGUAUGCCUCUCUGUACUUCUGCUGUGCCAUCGACAGCGACGACAAUGAGCUGCUCACGCUGGAGAUCAUACACCGCUAUGUGGAGCUGCUCGACAAAUAUUUUGGCUCGGUCUGCGAGCUGGAUAUCAUUUUCAACUUUGAGAAAGCAUUCUUUAUGCUCGAUGAGCUUCUGCUGGGUGGUGAGAUCCAAGAGACGAGCAAGAAAAAUGUCCUGAAGGCGAUCACUGCCCAGGACUUGUUACAGGAGGAUGAGGUCCUUCAGGACGCACUGAAAGCGGUCGGGUUGACCUAGGAGGAGACGCCUCAGGGGUUCUUUGAUGACCACGGCCUUGGCUAGCGGAGCCGUGGGCGAGCGCUCUGAGCGCUCUCCGGGCCGGAGGUGCUCUCACCCGGUGACGCACGCGCAGGGCUGGCCAAUAUGGACCAAUCGCGGCCGGAUCUUUUUUGUUCAUUUUUCUUUGGUGCUUACAUUCCAUGCGAUGGUGUGCUUCGAUGCGCGUUUCUGCGGAUGUGGUAUUGGUGCUGAUGUUUCGGAGGCGGCUGCUGUAGGCGCGUGAAAUUACGUGUCGUGAUAAAUAGUAUUUCAGCAGUCGGUGCGGUGUCUUACUCACUUGCGCUGCAAAUAAGCACGUGUUUCUUGUGGAAGGUGUGAUGGUGUGACAUUGCCUAUUCAAGGAAUUACUAAGACAAAGUGUUCAUGCCAGUCAACCUCUGUGUUUGUCCUCCUUUGACAAAUGUGCUGCAACCCCAGAAACGGGGCGUCUUCGAUGAUAAGUUUCUUGGGCUUAGACGUUAAGUAUCAAAUAAACCAUAUUUAUUGGCGUAUU